AUGAGUAGCAGUGAUAAUGCCGCCCGCGUACUAAUAAGCACCAAUCUUCCUUCCGCCGAAAUAUACCUGUCUCUUAUACACAGACGCGCAGCACUGGCCUCGCAGCUCUUGGACCAGUCCGCUGUCUCGCCCGCUGGGGGCCCAGGACCGCAGACGUGGUGGCGGCGGCGGCGCCGCUCCAUCUCCCGGGCCCGCCAGGUGGAGCUGCUUCUGGUGGCUGACGCGUCCAUGGCGCGGUUGUAUGGCCGGGGCCUGCAGCAUUACCUGCUGACCCUGGCCUCCAUCGCCAAUAGGCUGUACAGCCAUGCUAGCAUCGAGAACCACAUCCGCCUGGCCGUGGUGAAGGUGGUGGUGCUAGGCGACAAGGAUAAGAGCCUGGAGGUGAGCAAGAACGCGGCCACCACACUCAAGAACUUUUGCAAGUGGCAGCACCAACACAACCAGCUGGGAGAUGACCAUGAGGAGCACUACGACGCAGCUAUCCUGUUUACUCGGGAGGAUUUAUGUGGACAUCAUUCAUGUGACACCCUGGGAAUGGCAGACGUUGGGACCAUAUGUUCUCCAGAGCGCAGCUGUGCUGUGAUUGAAGACGAUGGCCUCCACGCAGCUUUCACUGUGGCUCACGAAAUCGGACAUCUACUUGGCCUCUCCCAUGACGAUUCCAAAUUCUGUGAAGAGACCUUUGGUUCCACAGAAGAUAAGCGCUUAAUGUCCUCCAUCCUUACCAGUAUUGAUGCGUCUAAGCCCUGGUCCAAAUGCACUUCAGCCACCAUCACAGAAUUCCUGGAUGAUGGCCAUGGUAACUGUUUGCUGGACCAACCACGAAAGCAGAUCCUGGGCCCCGAAGAACUCCCAGGACAGACCUAUGAUGCCACUCAGCAGUGUAACCUGACAUUCGGCCCCGAGUACUCCGUGUGUCCCGGCAUGGAUGUCUGCGCUCGCCUGUGGUGUGCCGUGGUCCGCCAGGGCCAGAUGGUCUGUCUUACCAAGAAACUGCCUGCUGUGGAAGGGACGCCUUGUGGAAAGGGGAGAAUCUGCCUGCAGGGCAAAUGUGUGGACAAAACCAAGAAAAAAUAUUAUUCAACAUCAAGCCAUGGCAACUGGGGGUCUUGGGGAUCCUGGGGCCAGUGUUCUCGCUCAUGUGGAGGAGGAGUGCAGUUUGCCUAUCGUCACUGUAAUAACCCUGCUCCCAGAAACAACGGACGCUACUGCACAGGGAAGAGAGCCAUCUACCGCUCCUGCGGUCUCAUGCCCUGCCCGCCCAAUGGUAAAUCAUUUCGUCAUGAACAGUGUGAGGCCAAAAACGGCUAUCAGUCUGAUGCAAAAGGAGUCAAAACUUUUGUGGAAUGGGUUCCCAAAUAUGCAGGCGUCCUGCCAGCGGAUGUGUGCAAGCUGACCUGCAGAGCCAAGGGCACUGGCUACUAUGUGGUAUUUUCUCCAAAGGUGACCGACGGCACUGAAUGUAGGCCGUACAGCAAUUCUGUCUGCGUCCGGGGGAAGUGUGUGAGAACUGGCUGUGACAGCAUCAUCGGCUCAAAGCUGCAGUAUGACAAGUGCGGGGUAUGUGGAGGAGACAACUCCAGCUGUACAAAGAUUGUUGGAACCUUUAAUAAGAAAAGUAAGGGCUACACUGACGUGGUGAGGAUUCCUGAAGGGGCAACCCACAUAAAAGUUCGACAGUUCAAAGCCAAAGACCAGACUAGAUUCACUGCCUAUUUAGCCCUGAAAAAGAAAAAUGGUGAGUACCUUAUCAAUGGAAAGUACAUGAUCUCCACUUCAGAGACUAUCAUUGACAUCAAUGGAACAGUCAUGAACUAUAGUGGUUGGAGCCACAGGGACGACUUCUUGCAUGGCAUGGGCUACUCUGCCACGAAGGAAAUUCUAAUAGUGCAGAUCCUUGCAACAGAUCCCACGAAACCAUUAGAUGUCCGUUAUAGCUUUUUUGUUCCCAAGAAGUCCACUCCAAAAGUAAACUCUGUCACUAGUCAUGGCAGCAAUAAAGUGGGAUCACACACUUCGCAGCUGCAGUGGGUCACGGGCCCAUGGCUCGCCUGCUCUAGGACCUGUGACACAGGUUGGCACACCAGGACGGUGCAGUGCCAGGAUGGAAACCGGAAGUUAGCGAAAGGAUGUCCUCUCUCCCAGAGGCCUUCUGCGUUUAAGCAAUGCUUGCUGAAGAAAUGUUAGCCUGUGGUUAUGAUCUUAUGCACAAAGAUAACUGGAGGAUUCAGCACUGAUGCUGUCGUGGUGAACAGGAGGUCUACCUAACUCACAGAAAGUCAUGCUUCAGUGGCAUUGUCAACAGGAGUCCAAUAAUGGGCAGAAUCUGCUCUCUGUGACCAAAAGAGGAUGUGCACUGCUUCACGUGACAGUGGUGACCUUGCAAUAUAGAAAAACUUGGGAGUUAUUGAACAUCCCCUGGGCUUACAAGAAAGAAACACUGAUGAAUGUAAAAUCAGGGGACAUUUGAAGAUGGCAGAACUGUCUCCCCCUUGUCACCUACCUCUUAUAGAAUGUCUUUAAUGGCAUCAUAAUCAUUUUCACCCAUAAUACACAGUAGCUUCUUUUUACUGUUUGUAAAUACAUUCUCCCUUAAUAUGUCACUUUAUAUCCCUUGGUUCUAUUAAAAUAUCCAUAUAUAUUUCUAUAAAAAAAGUGUUUGACCAAAGUAGGUCUGCAGCUAUUUCAACUUCCUUCAGUUUCCAGAAAGAGCUGUGGAUAUUUUACUGGAAAUUAAGAACUUGCUGCUGUUUUAAUAAGAUUUAGUAUAUUUUGACUACAGGAGAUAAAAUUUCAGUCAAAAAACUAUUUUGACAGCAAGUAUCUUCUGAGAAAUUUUGAAAAGUAAAUAGAUCUCAGUGUAUCUAGUCACUUAAAUACAUACACGGGUUCAUUUACUUCAACCUUUGACUGCCUGUAUUUUUUUCAGGUAGCUAGCCAAAUUAAUGCAUAACUUCAGAUGUAGAAGUAGGGUUUGCCUGUGUGUGUGUGAUCAGUACUCAAGAGUCUGAAAACUAGUUUCCUUGUGUUGGAAACUUAAAAGGAAAAAAAUUGUAUUUCACUGUGUUUUCAAUUUGUAUUCUCACAACUACUUUCUCUCUC
Molecule: messenger RNA, 3102 nt
Organism: Mandrillus leucophaeus (drill)
Lineage: Eukaryota; Metazoa; Chordata; Mammalia; Primates; Cercopithecidae
Gene: ADAMTS5
Product: ADAM metallopeptidase with thrombospondin type 1 motif, 5
Exons: 9
Coding region: 1-2187 (728 amino acids)
Biological process (GO): extracellular matrix organization; proteolysis
Cellular component (GO): extracellular matrix
Molecular function (GO): metalloendopeptidase activity
Source: RefSeq, a predicted model, not a curated record